This is a messenger RNA of Pocillopora damicornis (cauliflower coral), 5973 nucleotides long. RefSeq lists its product as uncharacterized. The record is from RefSeq and is a predicted model, not a curated record. Gene Ontology annotation, molecular function: calcium ion binding. Gene Ontology annotation, cellular component: signaling receptor complex; plasma membrane; cell surface. Lineage: Eukaryota; Metazoa; Cnidaria; Anthozoa; Scleractinia; Pocilloporidae. Gene Ontology annotation, biological process: heterophilic cell-cell adhesion; establishment or maintenance of epithelial cell apical/basal polarity; axon guidance.
AAUAUGUGUAUACCAAACCCCUGCAAGAACGGCGGACAGUGUUUAGGAUACGAAGGUGGUCACAAAUGUAUUUGUCUUCCUGGUUACAAAGGAGAAAACUGCGACGAAAAGAACCCGUGCGAACCCAACCCCUGCCACAAUGGAGGAGCGUGUACAAAACAAGGAGAACACUACACGUGCUCUUGUAGACGGGGAUACACAGGCGAACAGUGUAAAACCGUUGACAGCUGUUUGUCCAAUCCCUGUCAACAUGGCGGUAGCUGUAAGGCGGAGGAAGGAGGCUUUGUCUGUUCCUGUCCUGCCAGCCACAGGGGGACAUUUUGCAACGAGAGGGAACCAUGUCAUCCAAACCCAUGCCACAACGGAGGAAGAUGUUUGUCAACAUCUGAAGGGUUCGUUUGCAGAUGUGCGACAGGAUACAGAGGAGAGACAUGCACAGAGGAAGAUGAAUGUCAGCCAAAUCCAUGUCAAAACGGUGGAAGGUGCAUGGCACAUUACUUUGGUGGUGGUUUCGAUUGUGAAUGUCCCAUGGGAUUCAGAGGGACCACUUGUCAAGACAAAGAUCCUUGCAGACCUGAUCCGUGUGGUCAUGGCGGGUUUUGUACAGAAAUCGGUGGAGGUUUUGCCUGCAAUUGUACUCUGGGGUUCAAAGGACCCACUUGCCAAGAUAUCGAUAAGUGUCAUCCAAAUCCAUGCGGACACGGUGGUGUUUGCCGGGAAGUUGUAGGAGGGCCCGGGUUUGCUUGUCAGUGCAUCUCUGGAUAUAAAGGCAUGCAGUGUGGCGAAAAAGACAGAUGUCACCCUAAUCCUUGCCUGCAUGAUGGCAUGUGUAUGGAGAUCAACGACGAACUGGGUUUUUUAUGCAAUUGCACAGCGGGAUAUCGUGGCACACACUGUCAAGAUUUGGAUCCCUGCCGUCCUAAUCCUUGUUUGAACUCCGGUGCCUGUCUUCACACGGAUGAUGGUUUUGUCUGCAAUUGUUCAAGAGGAUAUAAAGGAAGACACUGCCAAGAACGAGAUCUCUGCAAACCCAAUCCUUGUCAGUUUGGCAACAAAUGUCACCAAACAGGAGUGGACAGUUAUCAGUGCGUGAAGAACCUUUGUAACCCCAGUCCUUGUAUGCAUGAUGGACGGUGCAUUGAGGUCAAUGAUGAAGAUUACCUGUGUGCGUGUAAGCAAGGUUUUAGAGGAAAGAAUUGUCAUGUGGUUUGCAGUCCAAACCCAUGUCAGAAUGGAGGAACUUGUACCAAGAACAGAGAUUCAUUUGGUUGCUCGUGUCCAAAGGGUUUUAAAGGUCGCCGUUGCCAGAUAAAGAACCAUUGCAUCCCAAAUCCAUGCAAUAAUGGCGGUACGUGUCUUUUGGGAGAGGAAGGCAACUUCGUUUGCCGCUGUCCUGCAAGGUUUACAGGCGCGUUGUGUGAAGAAGCAUCAAAGGCGCAAAGACUUCGUCUGAAGCCUCAUAUUGACUACUGCACUCCCAACCCGUGCAAAAACAAAGGCAUUUGUGUCGUGGAGGAAGGAAAAGGAUAUAGUUGCUCGUGUGAGCCAGGAUUCACCGGUUUCCACUGUCAAGUGGACCACUGUAACCCUAAUCCGUGCAAGAACCAAGGGCUAUGUGCACGGGAUAAAGCCAGUCAUUACAAGUGCAACUGCCAUAAUGGCUUUUUGGGACGCAACUGUGAAGUAAAUUCUUGCCUCCCCAACCCUUGCAAAAAUGACGGAUUAUGUGUCACUGUUCGUGGAAAGGGUUACCAAUGCAAGUGUCGAGAUGGAUUCAACGGACCGCACUGUGAGAGCAAUCCAUGUUAUCCAAACCCUUGUAAUAACGGUGGCAGUUGCCUGGUCUUUUACACUGUGUACCUUUGUAAAUGUCCAACGGCUUACAGAGGAACACGAUGCAAUAUUCUCAUUCCACAAAAAGCUUUGGCCUCUCCACCACCUCCCGUACCUUCUGCCAAUUUCAUGACGGCGAUAUCCCCUGUGCGUAAGACAACGCAACACUUCAAAGAGGAAUGCCAGCAUUGUGACCUUAACGCGCACUGUGUGGGAGGACAUUGUAUCUGCAAGCAUGGCUUUGUUGGAGACGGCUUGGAAUGCUGGGUGGAGACCCCACGGGACAAGGACUGGACCUGUCUGGCGUCUCCGUGCCAGAAUGGUGGAACAUGCAAACCAGGCAUAUCUAAAUGCGUGUGCCGGCUGGGAUACGUUGGGGACUACUGUGAAUCCCAUUGCCCACCCUCAGUCCAUCUGAGUUUUGACAAGUAUUCCCAGAGUGCGUUGUUAGAUGAUUCCGGAAGUGAAAACAGAGGUUUCCUCGCCAACGGGGCACAAAUCGUUCCACAUGGUGGGAAAUGUGGUAAUGCAGCAAACUUACUGGGUGGAGAUGUUUUACUGGAUGGCGUACACUUUCAUCAAAUCCCCAGGGCAGGAAUUACCAUAUCAACUUGGGUUAAACUUGACACAAACAAAGGAAUACAAUCAAUAUUUGACACUGUUGGGAGCCACUCUAGGCACAAAGAUGGUCAGUACCACUUUGAGAUUGAAAAUGGAAAAGUGCGUUGGUUUCACAGAAACGAAAAUCAUGACACCAUAUUCAGUCUGCUGUCGCGGCCCGUAGUGAGAGAAGGAGUCUGGACACAAAUCACAGCGACUUACAGUGCAAAGAAACAACGGGCAAGAGUUUUUGUUAAUGGAGAUAUGGUUCAGGAGGAGAAAGGGCGAGGUUUUUUGUCUCAAGAUUGGGGAGGCAAGGCCGGAAUAGGUCGUCAUAAACAUCAAUUUGGAAAUCGCCUGUUACGAGGAAUGAUUGACGAGUUCUACAUUUUCCCCUGUGAGCUGCCACGCCUGGAAAUACUUGUGUUGAUGAGACACUGCCGCGUCUACUUCACACAUAAACCAAAGAAAGUGACAGAGGAGUCAUCGACCACACGAGGCUCUACCGCAAUCAUGACACCGCCCGUAAAUGGGCUACGAAAGAAUGGACCAGCCGCUUUUUACAGGCCUCAGCCUCAGAGUAUGAAUGCAAUAUCAUCAGCUUAUCAAAAAACACCUCCCAUAAAGGAUUACGUCGCCAAUAAUUUGCAGCAAAUACUGGCCAGUCUGAAUGUUGGUGUGCCUCCUCGUUAUGAUGUGCAGCUGCCAAUGCUCUAUAGACCACCUCAGGGGUAUUCGCUACCUCCACAACAGAAAAAACCACAAACAUUUUACAAACCUGCAUAUAACGCGAAAAUAAAGCCAGCAGCAGGUAGCUCACUGCCAGUGCCUCAUCUCUUGUCUGGUAAUAUGUGGAACAACCAUCCGCCUGGUGUGACUACUCCAUAUGCAACACAAGCUUCAAUAAGGCACGAUACUCCAGUUACUGCCCAGAUGGUAAAUAACAACCAUCAGCCAUCAUUUUCAUCACAAGCUUUGUUUAAUAAGCAACAAGUGAAUAUAAAUUCACUCCCGAGUGUGAUGGAAAUGAAUACACCAGGAAGCCAACGGGUUCCUUAUGUGCAAAAUGGCGCCGGAAAGCCUCAAAGAUUAAAUACUCUUAAUGUUCAAGAUGGACUUAAUGGACAAUAUGCAAAACAAGAAUCUAAGAUAACACAGCCCAACAUGUCUUUGAAUAGGAUGAAUACUAAUGCACAAUUCCAGAAACCAAUUAUAUGGCACAUUCCCUUGGGAGGUACGAGGCAAGGACUACCAGGAGGAUUUCAAGAGCAAUAUGCUAAACAAGAAUCAAUAACAACUCAGCCGAACAUGUCUCCCAAUAGAGUGAAUAAUGAUGCACGAUUCCAGAAACCAAUCAUAUGGCACAUUCCCGUAGGUGGCAUUAGGCAAGGACUUCCUGGAGGUCAGAAGCCCUUUUAUCCUGCUCUUUCGACAGGUCAACGACUGUUAGGACAAUCAAGGCCGAUAAGCAUCGGUCAGGGUAUGCCCUUGCAGAAUAAGACAGUAGGCAUUCAAAAUCCUUCCGGUGGAUCGAUACGAAAUUCUGCGUUAAGCCAGCAAAGGCAGAAAGUAAACUUCAUGCCUCCCCUUCGGGUUCCGAGUAACGUGAAAACUCAGUUUGGGGGAGUUAAGGCCCAGCUAGCAACAGCUCCCAGUCGACAACAAUCACUUGGAUAUAAGAUGGCCAUGCUUGAACAACCCAAUCAUGUCUUGACGAGCAACACUUUGACGACCAUACCAUGGCCGAGAAAGAUGGUCCCACCAAUUAAAAAACAAUUGCCUUCUGGUCACCCGUAUUAUGCCAGCUAUUAUCCAAAGGCGCCAUAUUCUUCAAAACUACAGCAAAGACUCCUUAUGCCUGCCUUAAGGACGCAGUCAAGUUUAAAGGGUCCGCUUUCGUCAACUACACGGAAGGGUGCCACAGGGAUUGCACAGCCUAAAAUUUCUCCAUUCAGGCCACAUUUGAUUUAUGGGCAAGCGUCUUGGCCCUGGGUUGCUUGGAGAAGUCGUGUCUUGCCUAUGGCACCAGCUUCAAGUCGGUCUUUCUCCCCCUUACGUCCUCAAGCUCAUGGUAACAAACCUCCAGCAUAUGCUCCAAAAGUUGGUCUUUUACCCAGUCUGCAAUCUUCUCCGUACACAGUGUCACCCCAGGUAUUGCUCUACUAUUAUUUUUAUCCUAAGACAAUUAGCAAGGCGCUGACAAAAGUAGCAAACAUCAAAGGAGAAGAAGGGAAUACAAACUUCUUACAAUCGUUAACGAAACAGAUUUCCAGUGCUGCCUUUAACAACAAACCGGGGGAAGUUACGACAUAUACAAAUCCUACAAUGACAGGAAAAACCGGAGGGAGGAUUUCAACAGAACAAACCAACAUGGUCACCCAGGUUAAUCCAAAACAACUCUCACAGACCCUUUAUACUCCAUAUUACCGACUUCUAACAAGCUUAUUGAAGACACCAGCGGCCCCUUUAACUACAAAUGCAUAUGGAAGGCAACAGCAACAUAUAGUACCCAUGAAGACAAUACCGCCAUCGGCGAGAGUCCCCUACGGCUCAUCUCGCAGGCCAUUUACAGCAAGCACACCGACACCUUACCAACAAGCCCAGGCGGAACGCAGAAGGUUACCUCCACAGACACAGCGACAGAGUCAAAGAAUGAACGACGAAAGAGAACUAGCAAAGGCACUCGCUCUGUUGGCGCUACCGAACAGAUGAUAGCUCGCAAAUUUAACUCGGCAAUGAGGAGAGAAAAAUUUGUACAAGUUUUCAUCAACACUUCAGGAAUGCAGCUUACCAACGUAGAGCAAUACAGUUUGUAGGAAACUGAGAAGUUUUUUAAACAACUUAUAAGAUGUUUUCAUAAGGGAGAAAGAAGGAAGAAAACUCUGCGAAAUAAAGAGCUCUGUGUUCUUUAUUUUAUCGCAGAACUCGGCCAAAUGCCAGAUAAGAGAGGGAAGACGGAAGUUUUAUUUCUCUUCUGCUAUAACCAUACGUGUAACUCGGAAAAUGUAAAUUGAUCAAUCUACUUUGAAAAGAAGAGGCAAUGUUUGAAAUAUCUGACAACGUAAAAUCAUGCUUCAGGAUAGAAAAGAGUAAAACAAUAGGAAAAAUGAUCGCCUGAUUCAUCAUAAACUUGUUUACAGCAAUGUUAAGAAAAUUGACUCAAAAGGUUUCAAAAGGAAAAAAAAAUUUACUAGAGUCAUCUGUUACGAGAAUGUAAUAAUCUUUAAGUAUAUGGUACAAAUAGGACGUUUCAUAUCAUAAUUACAUAACAAUUGUUACUUAUAAUUUUCCUUCAUUUACAAAUUCUUCGUUACGAAUGGGAAAAUCUCAAAGCCACACUUAUUGGCUUGUAUCGAGUUAAACCAUAAAAAUUUCAUUUUGUGUUCAUUUUGUAUCAAAACUAAGAACCUUGUAUUAAGAAAAAUUCAUUCAUCAUUCGUUCAUCUCAUCUUUAAUUACCGCUCAUAACCUAAUUGUGACGAUGGCAUGUGAGCUGUAAAGAGGCCUACUUCGGAAAUAAAAUAUAUUUUUGUUUAAAAA